CGGUGCUUGCGUGCGUAGCGCUCUGCGGUGCCCGCGAGGGAGAGAACGCCGGAGUCGUCGUCGUCGUGCCGGCGGCUUGACGCGUGGGACGGCGUGCGCUCGGCUUGGAUCGUCCAGCAGUGAUCGGCGGCCGGAAAAGGAGGCGACGAAGGCCGCACGACGACGGAGUCCUCUCGAGUCGCAGGCCGCGUCUCGAAGCGCGCUAUCGGCGAGAGAGGAGAAGAGGUGAGCCGGUGGUAUACCUACUACCGACAGAGGGCGCCGGAAACCACGAUGCCUCGAGGCCCCGAUCCACUCUGUUCCCGAGGUGAAGCAGCGACGCAUCGACGGCGGGAGUAGCUGGCCGCCGUUUUCGUCGCAUCUAGUUCGUCUUCAAAAUCUGUGCCUUGGGCUCGUUUCGCGGUGUCGUCCACGCUCGUGCUCGUGCCGAAGCCUUCGAAGUGCCAACGUGUGGCGCGCAGCUGAUGCGACGCCACCUGCCGCCUGGGGAACGAACGAGGAAGUAACGGCGUGUCUUACUCGGCCCGACGCCUUCGCCUGCCAACAAACCUGACGCCCCCGCCUGUACGUUCGAAACUGCGACUCGCACGCAACUCGACGGCCGGAUUACUUGUGAAAAAGUGGCCGGUGCGACUAGUGGCGUAGACCUGUCUUUGUCUCUGUUUUUGGCUACGUGGGACGUUUUUUCUCCCCCCCCCCCAUGAUGCGAUGAUAUGCAAAUAGGAAAGCCCGCUGAACCUGUCUCCGAACGGCGCGCACGAUACGACGUAUAAGGAACGCACAGGGUAUACGAACGCUCGUGAAUGAAGAUCAUCUGCCGUUGCCGCUAAACCUGGCGGAAGAGCUGCGGCCGGCAAGCAACGCGAUAAGUUUUACGCUUACAUCGCACCCAAGAAGUCUCAACUGGAAGUUAAGAAGCGCGCAAGACUCGACGCUUAUCUUUUAAAGCGGUGUUUCUGGAUCGCUGUAAAUCGUGAUUCGUUGCUAUUCCCUGUUAUUUCCUGCUAUUCGCUGCUAUUUCUGUCCUCGAAGUUAGUUUAUCGUCGUUAUUGUUAUUGUGGUGCUGUUGACCAUAAGGUGGUGGUGCGUGUCGUGUGGAGUGCCUUCGACGUUCGCCCAUAGGGUCUUCGCCUUGCAGUGGAUACAUUACCUUCGGAUGUACCGUACUCUUUCCUGGCCCGCGACGUACUUCCUCAUCUAAGGUGCGUGAAUCAAAAGUGUGUUGCUGCUUUCGAAGUGUUCAUUUCGCGAAAACGAGGAGCCUCUCCCGAAAUCAGACAUGGCGACCGUCUACUAGGAACCCCCAACCCCGACGGAGAAAACUUGGAACUUCUCUCGGAGCACGAAGAGGAACACCAGGCGUGCUAUAGUGUGGUGUGGUAAGUGCUGUGAGCUGCCGCUUAGAGUCCGGAACUAUAGUUUGGUGUGUGCGUGUGUGUGUUUCGUGUUCGCGCCCCUUCCUCCUUGUGGCGUCCACGUGCCAGCGUUGAAAGACCGUGCUGCCAGUCAUCGGCGGAGGAUCGAUCGGCUCACCCGGAUUGUAGAGCCGUAUUAGCGGUGUGUUUCGUGGCCGCGCCUCGUCGCCUCAGGCCAGUGCCGAAGAACGCGCCCGAGAGGAGUCACCGGCCGGAAGAGGGUGGUUAGCGGAGGCGCUUUCAUCUCGCGCGAGCUGGAAGAAGUCUGGAGUGUCGUCUGGGCGCCUGUGCCCCGUCCGGCUGCCUAGCGGGACCCUCGCUAGCGGCGUCGGCCGUCGUGCGCGUGGCGGUUGGGUGCGGCGCUCGCGUGGCUGCUUGUGGCGACGGCGGCGGCGGCUCGUGGGGCCCCCAGCGCGGGCGAGGCCCCGAUGCGGACCGUAGGCCCGCCUGGGGCUCGUCUUCAGACUGCGGCGGUGGUGGUAGGGCGGGCGGAGGAGGAGGUGCCUGGCCGCGUCCCGCUCGGCUCCAGCAGCAGCCGAGGUCGGCGACCGGUGGUCGAGUGUUCAUGACGGCUGCAGACGCCGGUGGGUCCGGCGGAAGGACGACGGGCGACGCGCCAUUCGGAGCCAGCGCGGCGCGCGCCAUGGAUUUGGACUUGAGCAACCUGACGCUGGCCGAGCGCGACGCCAUCAUGCAGGUGCUGCAGCGGGACCAGGCGCUGCGCAAGAUGGAGGAGCGACGAAUACUGCACCUGAAGGCCGAACUGCAGCGCCUGCGCAAGCGGGGCGCCCUGCGCCCGGGCCUGGACCCGGCGCGCAGCUGCGCCCGAUGCCUGUCCGCGCUGGGGCGCAUCCUGAACCGGGGUGCACCGUGCCCUUCCUGCCGCAAGAAGGUGUGCCGCGACUGUCGUCUGCACGAGGUCGGCGUGCCCGAGGGCUCGGACCAGUGGCUCUGCGUCGUCUGUCACAAGCAGAUGGAGCUCAAGGCCACGUCCGGUCAAUGGAUGCAGGACCUCUGCCGGAGGUCUAGCCGGCGCCGCAAGUUGAACGGACCCCCCGUCGCAGACGAGCUGGGCCGCGCUCUCCAAUGCGUGCCGGCGCAGCAGCGGCCCGACCAUGCAGGCCGACCCGCUAUCGAACGCGCGACCUCUUCCCGUGCCGCCGCUGCCGCACCUGCGUCCGCGACCCACCAGCAACCGCAACAACAACAGAGCGCCCGAGGCCUCGGCAACCACAGCGGCCCGAAGACGACGCCGCCCAUGACCAGGACGACGCCGUCGGCGUCCCCUGACGCGCAACGCCCCCCGCUUGCGCGACUCCCCGGCGGCUACUCCUCCGCUCCUCGCCCGGACUCCCCGCAGUCCGCCGUCGGCCAGGACAGCCUGUCCUCGGACGUCUCGAGCGCCGCCGACUCGUCGGCCACGCCCUUCCCCGCGUCCUCGGCCACGACCAGCAAGCCGACGUCCGAAGGCACGCCGCCCUUGUCUUCGACCGCCUGCCCGUCGCCCCCGACGGGCGUCCGCUGGGCGCCGUUGCGGGGUCCCCUGAGGACCCCAAUCCGGAAGCUUCCCCGUCAGGGGUCAUCCCUGUCCUCUUCUAGCGACAGCGCGUCCGCCGAAGGCGGCGUCGGUGGCAGGCUGCUGCCUCACCACCAGCAGCCGCCGUUGUCGUCUUCGACCACGGCCGCCGACGACUCCCCGCCGCCCGUGCCCUUCCCCCGCACCAAGCGCCAGAGCCCGCAGCGCCAGCUGCCCCCGUCGCCCAUGCCGCAGGACAGCCCGUCGCCGCCGACCCAGAAGCAGCUGCUGGUGCCGGACUCGAAGAUUCCGCUGGCGCCGUCGCUGUCGGCGCCGGCGUCGCCGGCGUUCCGCGAUCGGUCCCGCAGCGCGCUCACGGUCACCUACAGCAGCCCUCCGAGCGUCCAGGACGGCCGAGGACAGACCCUGCCCGCGCGCAAGGCGACGGCGCCCGAGUUGACCGGUCUGGAGCGGGCCAAGGAGGUCGCCUUCCGCAGGGUGACCCUGGGCAGCGUUCGAAUGGAGAGCAGCAGCACCACGGAUGAUGACGACGCCGCCGACUGCUGCAGCGGCGAAGGCAGUGGCGGCGGCGGCGACUCUCUCGCUAAUAACGUCCUGCCCCCCUCUAACGAAUGCUCCCAGUUCCCAAUCCUUCCGCCCCCGCUUGUCUUUGACGACUUUCUCUUGUGCGAGCCGACCUGCGCCGGCGCCCAUGCAGCGACCGCGGCCAGCGCUAACACUCCCACGCUAGGCGAUGCCCUUUCCUUUUCCACUAACGUGCCGCCGAGCCCGCCCUGCUCGCCGCUCGCUCGGCGCCUGGACCAGCUGCGGAGGCGAUCGCUCCGGAUCCGCGACCUGCUCAAGGGCUGCGAGUCGGCUGCCGCAGGCGCGGCAGCGUCCUCGUCGGCGGCGUCCGACCAGUGGCCCUCGCGGCCCGCCAGCCAGAACAGCUACGACAGCCGGCUGUGGCCGCUGGACAGCGACUACCCGUCCGACUGCGAGGUGAAGCUGCGCGACCGCUCGCCCGACGACUACAAGCUGGUGUUCAUCAGCUCGUCCGAGGACGACUCCGAGGUGGAGGCGGCGUCUCGCCUCUGGCUCCUGCUGCGCUCUCGGCUCGCCGUGGGGCCCGAGGGCGCCGUGUACGUCGAGGACAGCUCGGACUGGGAGUUCCCCUCCGACGAAGAGGAGGACGGAGGAGGCAGCGGCGGUUCGGAGGAAGAAUUGGCGCCGGGCGAAGAACAAGAGCAGCGGGAGCGGCUAGGCGUCGCUGCUGCCUCCGCCGCGGGGCCGCAGGUGGUCGACCCCGGCCAAAGGUCGCCCGAGGAGGCGAGAAGCAGCGAGGAAGGCGAAAGCAGCGCCGCCGGCCCGAUGGGACGACGACGCGGCGGCAAACGGUCGGCUGCCGCCGGCGGCAGCGACGCCAGCGAUGAGGGAACCAGUUUGGCAUCGCACGGAGAAGCGGCGGCAGCAGCAGCCGCCGUUGCUAUUCUCGCCGGGCCGGACAAUCGUAAUGACGAGGACGACGCUAAUCUGCUGCUCGCCGCCGUGCGCGAUGCGGCGGCGGUCGGCGUAGGAGAACCGGGCCAAGAAGUCCUGCCGGCCGCUGCUCCACCUGUCGUUGACUCAGCGCCGGAAGUGGGAGAGGAGGCCACCAGCUCUGACGGCGGCGCCAUCGCGGGACCGUGGCGGUGGUGGCGGAGAGACGGCUCGCUCGCACGGGACGAUGCGAUCAUGGAGGGCCGCGUCCCUUUGAGCGCCCCGGAGGAGGCGCUCGGGCCCGGACGGGACGUCCCAGCCGAGGAUGACAGUUGUCGAGGCGAACGCGCGCCGAGCCCCGGCGACGACUGUGCGGACAAUGCACCUGUGUCGGCGGCCAACAUGGCCGACUUGGAGGAGAGCACCGGCGGCGGCGGCGGUGGUGGCGGCCAAGGUGUGCUCGGGGAAGUGGGACAGCUCGAGGAGAACGGCGCCCCCGCCAGGACUCCGCCGAUGAGCGCGGUCGGUGACGCCUGCGGCCCGCCUCCGCGCGACGCGCAGGCAGCGGGCAGCGCGGACUCCGUGUGUGUGGAAGUGCAGCAACAGGUGGUGGUGGUGCCCGCGUGUGUUUCGGAUCGCGAGCAACAGAAUACGGAUAACGCCGAGAAGGAUACCGCCGCCGGUGAGUGUGUUGCUCCUUCUGCUGCCGUUGUCGACGAAGCGGAACGGAAAUCGAGCGACCGCGAUACAAUCGACGGUGCUGCUGCACCCAACGACGACGCGAAAGUAGAGCCCGCAACGACUCCCGCGCGCGAACUGCGGGAAAGGGACAUUGAUCUCGAAGGCUUGGUUGUGUCCACGCUGGAAAAAUACUUCACCGAAUCGUUCGACUGUCACGAGACGCGUCCGCCGUCCGCGGAAGGAGCGGCGGGUUCUCCGAAGCGCGACGGUGACGUCGGCGAAUCUUCGCGGAGUGGUCAGUCUCCGACGGCAGGACCCACGUCGUGCGACACUAGCGAUGCGUCCUGCGACGAAGAGGAGGAGGAGGAGAACAUGUUCAGCGACGCGUCGACUUCGUCGGACGAUGCCAUGUACAUUUCUCCCAUGCCGCGCUUCAAUGCCAUGCAGUACGGCAAUCCGCUGUCAUACUCGCUUCAUACCAUACUCGAGGAGAGUUGUGAGGAGAGCGAAAAGAGUUCGAGGGCGACGACUCCCGUGACAAAGAAUCCGUCGUCCGAGUUAGAAAAAUACUUCAGCUUUGCCAUCGGGAAUGCGUCUCUCGAAGAGAUACACAAGAGGUGGUCAAUCGCUACAAGCGAAGACUUCAGUGAUUCAGUGUCCGAAACAUCUGGUGUUGAUGACGUCGAAGUGCUCGAAGAGGACCCCGAAGAGUUGGCAUCUUCGAGGUUAGAAAAAUAUUUCACUUCAGGACUGUUGGGAACUGGUAAAUUUCAUUAUCCUGAUGAUGCUGAGUUUACUGACGAAAGUGGAGGCGUUAGCAGUGAUGAUGAGGACAAAAGGGCAACUUCCAAACAAAAGAAGGCAGAAAAGGCAGCCGCAAGCUUAGCUUUUGAGGGUGGCGAUUCUUGUGAUACAAUCAAAAGAAAAAAGAAAGAUGAUGGUGAGGAAGCAGCAGACAUCAAAGUUGUCCUCGAAGAAGAAGGUUUUACAACUAUUAAGAGAAAAAAAGAGGAUGCGCUUGAAGUGCAGUCACAUGAUGCAGCCAAUAAUACCAGUGAUUGUAAUACAGUUAACGAGGAACAGCAACAUUCCCAAGACAUAUCAUUUGAAAACCUUGAUGUCACACUAACUGCUGAUGAAAGCACGAUCAUUCACAUGGAUUCCACCACUGAAGACGAUUCUCAUGACCCCGCUACCAAAGACGCUAACCUGCAGACAGAGGAUAAUCGAAUGUCUCUCACUCCUACUUCAGAAGCUAACACUGACAUGCAGCAGUCAUUGUCGGAUUCUGCAAACGAACUUACAUCUGGCAUUGAAAGUAUGUGCAACAGUUCAACCAGUGAAUUGACACAAAAUGAGGAUGUGAAGGAUUUAAAGAAAUCUGCUUUGGAGGAGGAUGCAGCGAGCAUUCAUAGCCGAUCUUCGUCCACCGAUUGCUAUUCUGAUGAAGAAGCUGCUUACAUUGUUAACAGAGUACUUGCCCACAUCUCCGGCACGAGUGAUGAGACUGAGAAAGUUGAUGAAAACAUCACACCUUGGAAAGCUCUCCUGGAGUCACAAAUCACGCGUUUGAUGCAGACGGUUUCUCCUGCCGCUCUCUCUGGGGAGAGCAGUUGCAGCAGUACCAUUGGUAGCAACAACAGUGACUAUGGCAGUGACACCUUGGAGUCUGGAACGUAUUCUUCCACUGAUGAAGAAGGGUCUCCCAAGCCUCGUCACCACAAGAAACCCGGACGGCGCUCGCCUAGUAAACAGCUUUCAGCUGCAGUGGAUGAUAAACUUGCAGAUAACCUGAGCGGUCACAGCAAUGAUUCGACUAUCUCCGAAGAGACCAUGUUCAUAUGUAGGCAGCUCAUGCAGUCCCUCAAGAUGCUAUCAGAUGAACAGUCGAACAAGGAUGAGAAGAGCAGUUGCCCCAUCAUCUCGGACCACAAUCAUAAUGACUACAUGAAGGCUCAGGAAUACAUUCAGUACCAAAUUGUUGCCUUGAUGCAUACAGUCGGUGGGAGCCGUAAUGCUUCUCCACUGCGCGAGAGGAGGUGUAAACCCUUGGCUCUGACUGGAGGCUCGAGUGAAUGCUCUGACGUGGACUCGCCCAACCUCUCUGAAAAGAAGAAGAUGGGAAAGAGCAAGACACCUUCGGAGUCCGGAUCUGAGACCAUCUCGACGAGCAUCAGCAUUCCGAGCUACGACUCGGAUCACACUGCCACAGAAUCGGAGAUGUCCAACGAGAUGGAUGAGCUUUACAACAUGCUGGAGUCCUCCGGGGCCACAUUGGCCGACAACAUUUCCCUCUCGAAGCUGUCGUGUUGUGAUGGUGAAGAACCAUCGGACCACUUCAUCUUGCCUCCUUUCAAGGUGCCCGUCCUCCGGUUACAGUCUGGCCAGGAGGUUCCUCUUAUUGCAGCCAAGGAAGCAGCAUCUAAUUUGGAAUUCCUGGAACCCAGCUGCAUUCUUCCAAAGCUGAGCACUGUCACCGUCGAGGAAAAGCUGGAACUGCCAGGAAUGUUCAGCAUAGCCAGUGGCACUGCAGCUAAGUGUGACAGUUCGUCAACCCUCACCACAGGCUCCGACAUCGAUUUCUGUGGCAGCGUCGAGACUGUGCUCGAAGUCUGUCCAAAGACAACUGGAAUGUCUCCGGAGCCGAGUGUGUCUCCUACCGAAACAUCAGCUGACAAAUCACGAUCGGAAUCAUCGCUCUAUAUUAAAGCUCGAAGAGGACUAGGCCAACGUAAAUUAGUGGUUACACGAAGUAGUGACAGCCUUGCACCUUACAAGAAAGCGGGCAGUUUAUCCUUACAGCUCUUCCAUUCCAAGGGUGCUUCCAAGUCUGAACAUUCCAUUUUGGACACGGCUGCCCACGAGGACAAAGAAGUGCCCUCGGAAGCAAGCCAGGGCGCAGAUGGCCUCGGAAAAAGGAUAAGUGGCAAGGAAAAGUCGUGCAGUGAAAACAACCUUUCACUUGCCACGUUCAGUGACAGCGAGCGGAGCACAUCCAAGUUUCUGGGCACAAAGUCCGUGGGGAACAUAGCAGACCUCGAGGGCAACCCGGGCAAAACGUUUCGCGACACUGGUUACUACUCCUUCAAAUCGUCCGAGGAAAGUGUCCUCAGCCUAGAUGAGCAGGGUAGCAGGCCACCGUCGGGAUGUUUGACGAAGCAGAAAUCAGUGCAGUCAUCGGAGACGAUUCCAGAAGUAGAGGAGGAGCCCGUGCGCCCAGCGCGGUCAUCACCCGGCACACCCACCAAGGGCAACUCAAACUCACUCAGUUCAGGCAGCAUCCCAGACUCUGUGUUUGUCACUAACAGCAGUAGUGACUGCAAGUCGAGCACACUUCCGUCUAGUCUACGCAGCAAAGUGAACCGGCCCAACCCCCACUCUUCAUCCAUGGUCCUUCGCCAGCGCCAUUUUUCGUCCACAUUUUUCUCCACCUCGGGUGUCCUGCGCAAGCUGACAGCCUUGAAAGCUGAUGACAGCAGUGGGUCACACCGGUCUUCUCCACGGGGUCGCCUAAGGGGCCGCUCACGGCACUCUUCCGGUGGCAGCGAUGACUCGAACCGUCUUCUGCCUACCAUUGCCAUUGUUGGAGCAGAGGAGAGCUCAUCAGUCAAAAGUAGUGCAGACAGCAUGGAUAGGGAUAGCAGCCACCGGGACGACGAACUUGAACGAAUCUACAGUCGCAGCCAGACGAGCCUGUCAUCUAUUGGCGUCAGCAUGCGCAGCGAGAGCAUGACAAGCGUGUACAGCGCAGCCGGUGGUGGUCGAUACGGGACAGUGGCUGUCACUGGUGAAGUGCUCUUUUCCAUCCUCUACAACUACAAGUCGGGACUGCUGGAGGUGCAUGUGCGAGAAUGCCGAAACCUGGCACCUGUGGACACCAAGCGCAACCGCUCAGACCCAUAUGUAAAAGUCUAUCUGCUACCCGAUAAGACCAAAAGUGGCAAGCGCAAGACCAAAGUGAAGAAGCACACUCUGAACCCUGUUUUUGAAGAGGUUCUCAAGUUUCGAGUGACCAUGAGCGAGCUACAAGCGCGCACGCUGUGGCUCUCGGUGUGGCACAGCGACAUGUUUGGCCGCAAUGACUUCCUCGGGGAAGUGAUGCUGCCUCUCACCUACGAGACUCUCGAGAAGACGGAAGUCCGCUGCUUCGCUCUCCAGGAAAGGUUUGAGUGCCCCGAGGUUCCGCUGAGCUACAAGGGAGACAUUCUGCUGGCGCUGAAGUACAUGCCACCGGACGUGACCAACCGCAGCAUCAAGCAGGGGCCCGUGCGCGGCUCCCUGCAUGUGCUGGUCAAGGAGGCACGCAACCUCACGGCCACGCGCUCCAACGGAACCUCGGACCCCUUUUGCAAAAGCUACCUGCUUCCCGACCGGACCAAAGGGAGCAAGCAGAAGACGCCCGUGGUGAAGAAGUGCUGCAACCCCAAGUGGAACCACACGUUUGUCUACCCAGACGUGUCCCUGGAUGAACUGAAGGACCGCUGCCUUGAGCUGACCAUCUGGGACUAUGACAAGAUCACGAGCAAUGACUUCCUGGGUGGUGUGCGGCUUGGCCUUGGCACAGGAAAGCUGUACGGACGUGACGUGGACUGGAUGGAUUCACAUGGCGAAGAGGUGAUCUUGUGGCGUUCCAUGUUGGAGAGGCCAAACCUCUGGAUCGACGGAUCACUGCUCCUGAGGCCAACGAUGCAAUCUAAGCGCUGAAGCCUCGGAACGAAUCGAGUCGAAAAAGAAAGGGACUUCACUCUUCAUCCAUUCCCGACAACACGCAUCUCUCCCAUACUACUAGUUUUCAGACAACAGCCUACUGCCAGAACUGUGAGUGAAGCACAACAGAGACAGUGCGUUUUCCAGCAAGAGUACUCGGCGCAGUGUUCUCCUGUCUGUCGAGAAGCCACCGCCACCAGACGGUGACUGGUUCAGUGCGAGACGGUCACAGUCGACGGUUCUCCGAAUCUGCGACGACCUUGAAAAAGCCAAAGCUGCCGCCAAUGUACAUAGAGGCGAGAACUCUCUGCUCAAAAAUGCAACACCUUUGUACAUCUAGAUGCAAGUGCUCCGUACAAUGUGCACGCACACACACACACACACACAAAAUGCGCGCGACUCUCUCUGUCUCGAUUGACAUAUCAGAUGCGACUGCAUUUAAGUUGCUGUUAACAGAUACAUUUUAUAUUACAUAUAUAGAUAUAUAUAUAUAUAUAACUGUUUGGAAAGGCUCCAUUUACGCUACGUUGAAGAGUCUGUAAAUAGCCACUGUCAAGCUUGUUGGUUUAACGCUUGCUCUAUACUAUAGUUGUUUGCUGUUUCAUACCGUUUUUGACCGAGUCAUGUGUCAUGUUGUGACUUGCCGCUGAAUGCCAUCAUAUUGUUGUGGGCUGCUAUUAAAGUGUCCUCCUUUUUUUUUUCCUUCCCAUUUCUCCCGUUAAGCUUGCUUAUUUUGUGAAUCUCUGUUGUUCAUAAAUAAGCUUCAAACACAUUUGCACUCCGCUGGUCCAUCUGAAGACUCUCUAUGAAAGGCUGGUGUAAAUGGGUGUUGUUUCGAUAUUUAUUUUUAUAAACAUGUCACAUAUAUAUAUAUAUACACAUAUAUAUAUAUAUGCUAUAGUUUAAAGGAAAGACAAUAACAGCUCUUUUCUUCACGCAUGCCUUCGAAACAACUCACUUGCUACAUUCCUCCAGCAUUAAUGGAGUCACCGGAUUUGUUGCUUCAUCUGUUGUUAGACAAUUUCCUCCUGUGACCGUGUGUCUUGGCAAUGAUGAGCACUAUUUCUUUUUGUAAUUUUAUUUUUCGAAAGUGUACAUAACAGCAUGUGAUGGAUAGGCCUGUGUCAUGUUUACAGAUACAAUACACAGACUGCCUGCGUGUUGCAGGCAUUGGUGGCUGAGCCACCAGUCAUAUCUCAGUCUGCGUACGCUCGGCAGCACCUGCUAGCAUGUGUAUUUGGAAAUGUGACACGGAUCUAUAAAAGAAAGACUUUUUACUGUAUCUUGGGGGAACUAGGGGUAACAGUGUGUUGUUGCUCACAAGUAUCUGCUGAUGCACAAAACGAACACAGUCUACGCUGUGCGUGUGUGUGACUCGAGCUUGUGUUGUAUCAUUUUUUGGAAACACCCAAAGUGUGUCUGUCACGUGCACUCUGCCUACAGUUCUGCUUUUUUUUUUCCCCUCUCUCUCUACUUUUGAGAUGAUCUUAUUUUAAUAAAAAUUACCAUGCAAAAGUUU
Dermacentor andersoni is the source of this 11317-nucleotide messenger RNA. RefSeq lists its product as uncharacterized. Gene Ontology annotation, cellular component: exocytic vesicle; plasma membrane. Gene Ontology annotation, molecular function: small GTPase binding; neurexin family protein binding. Gene Ontology annotation, biological process: intracellular protein transport; exocytosis. NCBI's taxonomy places the organism in Eukaryota, Metazoa, Arthropoda, Arachnida, Ixodida, Ixodidae. The record is from RefSeq and is a predicted model, not a curated record.